Molecule: messenger RNA, 4450 nt
Organism: Hippoglossus stenolepis (Pacific halibut)
Lineage: Eukaryota; Metazoa; Chordata; Actinopteri; Pleuronectiformes; Pleuronectidae
Product: B-cell receptor CD22-like
Exons: 13
Coding region: 1-2652 (883 amino acids)
Biological process (GO): cell-cell adhesion
Cellular component (GO): membrane
Source: RefSeq, a predicted model, not a curated record
AUGAGUGUAACUGCAGCAGCGAGUGGAUUUGUUGUCCUUCUUCUCACUGUGACAGUGGUACAGUGUGAGAAUGGCUGGGAUGUGAGUUACACUUCUACUGAGAUCUGUGCCGUCAGAGGAUCAACAGUGGACAUUACCUGUACCUACACAUACCCAUCCACAUUUAAUAACCAUGAUACUACAGUUCAGGAAACUUUCUGGUUCAUUCAAGAGAGUAAUGGGAUUCACGUUGAUCUAAGGACUGAUCCGGAGUAUUCAGGUCGUGUGGAGUAUCUCUGUGGAAACAACAAGUGCACUCUGAGAAUCUCUAACCUGAGAGAGAGCGACUCAGCUGUGUACAAGUUCAGGUUCACAACAAACCAACCUACUGGGAGUUUAACUGGUUCAGCUGGAGUCACUCUGUCUGUCACAGAUUUGCAUGUGCAGGUGAGCAGAUCAGAGAAGUAUUACUAUUAUAACUACAUGCAUGCAGUGCUCAGGUGUCAGAGCAGUUGUCGUCUUCCUGAUCAUCUGAACUACGUCUGGUACAAGAAUCAACAGAAGAAGAUUGAAGGAGCAUCUUAUUCAGGUUAUUUUAAUUCUGCAGACAGAGUUUCCUGUGCUGUUAAAGGACACGAGGAUUUCCGCUCUCCGUCAAUGUUGGUAUGGAGUCAGAUUGACUUGGGUGUGAGUUACACUUCUACUGAGAUCUGUGCCAUCAGAGGAUCAACAGUGGACAUUAACUGUACCUACACAUACCCAUCCAGGUGGACUUACCUUGAUACUACAGUUCAGGAAACUUUCUGGUUCAUUCAAGAGAGUAAUGGGAUUCACGUUGAUCUAAGGACUGAUCCGGAGUAUUCAGGUCGUGUGGAGUAUCUCUGUGAAAACAACAAGUGCACUCUGAGAAUCUCUAACCUGAGAGAGAGCGACUCAGCUGUGUACAAGUUCAGGUUCACAACAAACCAACCUAAUGGGAGUUUUACUGGUUCAGCUGGAGUCACUCUGUCUGUCACAGACCCUCAGCUCCAGGUACAUGUGAGGAGAUCAACAGCCAAUCCAUAUUCUACCUGGACAGAGCUGACCUGUCACAGCAGGUGUCAGCUCCCUGAUCAUCUUUCCUACGUUUGGUACAAUAACAAUGAACUUGUUGGACGAAAAAAAUACUUUCACCUCCAACACUUUAAUGCUGAAGACAGCUAUCACUGUGCUAUAGAAGGACAGGAGCGUUUCCCUUCUCCUACAUUGUACGCUCCAAAGCCUCCCUCUGUGUCAGUGAGUCCCUCUGGUGAGAUCAUGGAGGGCAGCUCGGUGACUCUGACCUGCAGCAGUGAUGCUAACCCAGCAGCUAAUUACACCUGGUACAAGGAGAACCGAACUCUGCUUCAAGGACCAGAGGGCGUUUAUCGUCUCUCCUCCAUCAGCUCUGGGGACAGCGGGGUCUACUCCUGCAAGUCUGAGAAUCAGUACGGACGGAUCAACUCCACGUCUCUACAAUUAGACGUCCAGUAUGCUCCAAAGGUUCCCUCUGUGUCAGUGAGUCCCUCUGGUGAGAUCAUGGAGGGCAGCUCAGUGACUCUGACCUGCAGCAGUGAUGCUAACCCAGCAGCUAAAUACACCUGGUACAAGAGAAGUGGAGAUAAAAAAGUUCAACCUCUCAGUGAAGAGACACAAUUUGUCCUCAGCUCCAUCCGGUCGUCAGACUCUGGAGAGUAUUACUGCACAGCUGAGAAUGAGCUGGGAAGGAGUUCAGCAAACAUCUCUAUUACUGUGACAUAUGCUCCACAGUCCUCCUCUGUGUCAGUGAGUCCCUCUGGUGAGAUCAUGGAGGGCAGCUCGGUGACUCUGACCUGCAGCAGUGAUGCUAACCCAGCAGCUAAUUACACCUGGUACAAGGAGAACCGAACUCUGCUUCAAGGACCAGAGGGCGUUUAUCGUCUCUCCUCCAUCAGCUCUGGGGACAGCGGGGUCUACUCCUGCAAGUCUGAGAAUCAGUACGGACGGAUCAACUCCACGUCUCUACACUUAGACGUCCAGUACGCUCCAAAGCCUCCCUCUGUGUCAGUGAGUCCCUCUGGUGAGAUCAUGGAGGGCAGCUCGGUGACUCUGACCUGCAGCAGUGAUGCUAACCCAGCAGCUAAUUACACCUGGUACAAGGAGAACCGAACUCUGCUUCAAGGACCAGAGGGCGUUUAUCGUCUCUCCUCCAUCAGCUCUGGGGACAGCGGGGUCUACUCCUGCAAGUCUGAGAAUCAGUACGGACGGAUCAACUCCACGUCUCUACACUUAGACGUCCAGUACGCUCCAAAGCCUCCCUCUGUGUCAGUGAGUCCCUCUGGUGAGAUCAUGGAGGGCAGCUCGGUGACUCUGACCUGCAGCAGUGAUGCUAACCCAGCAGCUAAUUACACCUGGUCCAAGGAGGACGAGGACUCACCAAAAGCAUCAGGACAAAUCUUCACCAUCACUAAUAUCACAGCUGAACAUGGUGGAAAGUAUCAGUGUGAGGCCCAGAACACACAAGGACGUAGUAAGACCACCUUACAUCUGACUGUUGCAGCAGUUUCACCUGGAUCAUUGAGAUCAGCACUCAUUGGAUCAGCCGCUGCAGUUUUCCUCUCUGUGACUCUCCUCUCCGUGUUCCUACUGAUCAGAAGAAAGAGAAACUCUCAGUAAUCUGCUGAUCCUGGGGACAGACUUGACCACAGUGAGCAGGUGAGACACACAGUUCAGCGUCCAAUCCUUUCAAACGCCACUAUUUCUCAUAUCAAACCCUUUUCUCUGUCAUGUGAAGAUUAAAAACUAGUUAUUAAAAUCACAGUCAAAAUUGCCAUUGUAAAAACAAUCAUCUGGUGUUUGAACUUCCUUCUGGUAAUCUAUCCAUUUAAGCAAAUUGCUGAGUGUUAUAAUUUUCUGUGCUGUGCGGUUUGUUCAAAACCUUUUGCUGAACUAUGACACUUGAUGCUGCUCUAAGUUUGUUGAUUUGUAACAUGUGCUGCUUUAAAUCUUGUCAAAGUUUGUGAAAGAUUGUAUUGAUUGGUUCAGAUAUCUUUAGUGUGGAGCAUUGUAAUGUGGAGCAGAUCACCAUUGGGUGUGGCUGUGUAAUACCUUGAUUUUGCAUUGUUCUGUCUGAGACUAAGUGUGUGUGAGACUGCUGUUCGUAGUCUGUGUCGUUGGGACAAAUAAAGUCAGUGUUGGCUGCGUGUGGAUGCAGCUCUAUAAUUAAAGGUUGAUCGACAGAGCAGUCGUGUUCUUUCAUAUCUGUAUUUAGUGAGUAUGUUGCCCUUUGACGUGAAUUUGAGGUAAUUGUGUUACGAGUUUGGAGAGAUAGCGCUGUGUGGCAUUGAGUGUCGGUGAGUAGGGCGUGGUGCAUCGGCGAGACGGAGAGUUGUGUACUCGUUGCUGGUCGGAACAAGACUGAGAGAAAGAAGGGAGUUAAGGGGGUGUGGCCUAUCCCCCUUCCUUCUCGCUCCUUCUAGUUUCUGUGAGCCUGACUUUUCUUUUUUUAAGUGCCUCUGUGUCUGUAGACCUGCAGUUAUAUUAAAGUGUAAUACAAUUAAAUGAUACACACUAUACACCCAAAAUAUAGUGCUAACAGAGUUUUUAUCAAUGAUUUGCUUACAGAUAGUUUUGGGGUCUAGGGAUUAUAUUGUGUGUAGCUCGACCUCUAAUUAAAUGAUGUUACACAACUUGUUUCGACCAAACUUGGCUGCAGUACGUGAACAUCCAGCUCCCAGAUGUAGUCUUAUCUGGACACAACCGAUGUGAAAGCGCACACACAAGUGGCUCACAUACACACUAAGUGAGAAGUUUGUAGUGUUAGUGUUUGGAAUUCAACCUGAAGACCUUCCCUCCUUUUGGUUUUUAGUAGAACCACAUGUUUCCUGUCCUUGAAACACGUCUGGUGCAGAAGGAGGUGGUUUAAAUAAAUCAAUAGCUGCUAUAGUUGGACUCUAACGUUGUCCAUACUGCCACAUGUACAAGAUUCAAAAGCAAAUUUGUGUUUGCAGCGUCUACCCAAUCAGACUGAGGAAAACUGUGACCUUCCCUAUGCCAGUGUCCACUUCAUGAAGAGUCAGACGGAUCCUGUCUCCUCCCACGUCGGAUCAGCUGAACCCAGCAAACACAAGGAGGCGGAGGAGGUUGCGUACGCUUCUGUCAACUGUAACAGAUCUGCCCCGAGAACCAGAGGUCAGGACACUGGAGAGGAUCCAGCUGCAUUGUACAGCACAGUCAAAAAACCUCCUGCUGUUUAGACCAACGUCUGGAAAUCACCUUAGUCCCGAUGGAAAUAUCUCAACAGCUGCGGGAUGGAUUUGAAUAGAAGUUCAUACAACUGUUCAUGGUCCCCACAGGAUGAAUCCUACUUUGGUGACAGGCAGACUCCAGCAUCAUUGUUGAAGUGAAUGUUCAGUUUUAAGUGACUUGUCUUGACAGCUAAUGGAUAAAUUGCCCCGAGGAUGAAUCCAAACGA